AGGAAAAGAUCAAAUGGAAAAUAUAGGUUCUGAGGAAGAAAAAGUAAGUGAUUGGGGUAUAUCUCUUCCGGUUCCAAGCGUCCAAGAGCUUGUGAGAAAUGAUCCUCAAUCAGUUCCUCAAAGGUACACACAACUGCCCGCAGACAGGCCAGUGGUUCCUGAUAUAUCACCAUUGUCAUUUGACAUUCCAAUUGUAGAUUUUGCCUUGUUAGCUAAAGGGGAUGAAAAUGAAACAGGAAAGCUAGACCUCGCUUGCAAAGAGUGGGGAUUUUUCCAGAUAAUAAACCAUGGGGUGGCUGAAGAGGUGCUACUUAAUAUGAAGGCAGCUAUUGCAGCUUUCUUUGAACUUCCACUAGAAGAAAAGAACAAGUACGCGCAGGCCGGUAACGAUUUCCAGGGAUACGGGCAAGCGUAUGUUGUCUCGGAGGAGCAGAAACUUGAUUGGUGUGACAUGGUAUUCUUAAUUACACUCCCACAUGAGAUUAGGAACCUAAAGUACUGGCCACACGCCAUACCAGGUUUCAAGGAAGCUAUAGAAAGGUACUCAAAAGAAGCUAAAAGGGUAGCUGAAGAGAUAUGUGCCAACCUAUCAUUACUUAUGGGCAUGGACAAAGACGGUCUGAAAAGGUUUUACGGCAAGACGAAACAAGCCAUGCGACUGAACUAUUAUCCACCCUGCUCGAGGCCUGAUCUCGUUCUCGGUUUUAAUCCUCACUCCGAUCCAGAUAUCGUAACAUUACUCUUGCAAGAUGAUGAGGUUCCUGGACUCCAAAUCCGGCAUAAAGGCAAAUGGAUUCCAGUUAAGCCGAUUCGUAACGCUAUCGUGGUGAACGUUGGCGAUGUUGUGGAGAUUCUGAGCAAUGGGAUGUACAAAAGCAUUGAGCACAGAGCAACCACAAAUGAGAGCAAAGCAAGAAUUUCACUUGCAACCAUUAUGAUUCCAUACGAUGAACUGGAGAUCGGUCCGAUGCAGUGUGCGGUGGAUGAUGGUCGGCCUCGAAUGUAUAGGAACAUCAAAUACCUUGAUUACGUGAGGUACACGUUGGGAAGGAAAACGGAAGGCAAAGCUCACCUUGACAAUAUUCUGAAAAUUAACACGUCGUCUUUCUAAUUACCAUCAUCAAGUUCGGUCCACAAUAAUUCAUGGUCAU
Molecule: messenger RNA, 1151 nt
Organism: Hibiscus syriacus
Lineage: Eukaryota; Viridiplantae; Streptophyta; Magnoliopsida; Malvales; Malvaceae
Product: protein SRG1-like
Exons: 8
Coding region: 14-1111 (365 amino acids)
Source: RefSeq, a predicted model, not a curated record